GGCAACAUUUAUUUUUAGACCGGCGCUGUGCUGUAUUCCAUUCUGUGUCAAUUUUUCGAAAAUUCCAUUUUAUUUUGUGAUCUGAUAGAAAGAUUUCACAAAAUGAGCGGCUUGGUCAGGUCAGCACACAGAGUAAUCCAGGGAUGUGUUAAAAACACAGGCAUAGCGAGUGCGCUAGUGAGCCGAGCACAGGCCCCCGUGAAGCGCGAUUUCACGAGAGGAAUAUGGCACAUGAGCUGCUCAAAGAGGAUGGACGGGCCUGCGGCCACCAGCCUGCUCCAUAACCAUUCCAACACAUGCAACUGCGGAUGCGGUCUGAAAGCCCUACACACGAAAGAAGACUACGGACGUGAGACUUCUACCAAGAAUAGGCCGUUAGGUGAGCGAGAACUGGUGGAAUUCCUCACAGAAGAGAUUGUGGCGGAGAGGAAGGCACAGAAGUUGAAGACCCUGCCCGCGGAGGUGGACGGCUUCAAAGUGACGGGGACUGGAGCUGAGGUGCUGCUGUCCAAGGCACUGAAAGAUGAAGUAAUAAACGUAACAUUCAACGUGAACCACACCGUCGACUCGGACGAUUUCGGCGAAGGCGACGCGCAGCCAGAAAAGCAGGAGUUCUCCGAGAUGCGCUCCAAGCCGCAGUUUGAAGUUGACAUCGUGCGUGGCGACACCACACUUGGAUUCACCUGCUCUUUCCUACAAGACCCGCCUACUACCAAUGCUGAUGAGUAUAAUGACAUAUUCGGAAUCGACGAGGUGACCCUAUACAAGGGAGAGUGGAAUGACAAGGUGUACGCGGUCGCUGGUGACGUGCUUGACGGGUACCUGUACGACCUCCUCAUGAAUGUGCUGGAAGAGAAAGGCAUCAGCAAUGACUUCGUUCAGAAACUGUCAGAUUUCAGCACGGGCUACGAACACGCUGCCUACAUCAACCUUCUCGAAGGCAUCUCCAAAUUCACCAUCGGAAAACAAUAAAUUUGUCUAUAGCUAUUAAAAAAAUAGUCUAUGGUAUGAACAUACCGUAAAUUUGUCUAUGGUCAUUGGUACAAAUGAAAUACCGCAAUAUAAUGUGGCACAGGAGGCCAAUAGCAUUUAUCUUGCUAAAACAGCUUUAAAGGAUGUUAGUUUAGUUGACAAAGAAGUGUUUUGUUCAUUUUAGUGAUAUUUGGUUAGUUACGUUUGAAUAAAUGUAUCCCAAUUUA
Messenger RNA from Cydia amplana, 1199 nucleotides. It is a transcript of the gene P32, whose product is annotated as complement component 1 Q subcomponent-binding protein, mitochondrial. The transcript has 6 exons. NCBI's taxonomy places the organism in Eukaryota, Metazoa, Arthropoda, Insecta, Lepidoptera, Tortricidae. Gene Ontology annotation, biological process: cytosolic ribosome assembly. The coding region runs from base 103 to 972 and encodes 289 amino acids. The record is from RefSeq and is a predicted model, not a curated record. Gene Ontology annotation, cellular component: mitochondrial matrix.